AUGUCAGAGGUAGGUCAUCUUCAUUUUUUCUUGUGCUUUUGGAAGAGACCAUAAUUUAUCCAUGGUCUUCAGAUUGAAGGAGAUCAGUUGGCUUACUACCGCGAACAAUGUGAGGGUAAAGUGAGCAAGUUUAAAGAACUUUUGGACGAAUGCAAUCAGCGAGUGUCAUCCAAAUCUCAGACCGACGAGACUUGCCAUCAGGAAAUGGUCGAGUAUAUUCACCAUCUUGACCAUUGUGUAAGUUUUUUUAUAUUUGUACUACUCCGCUAUCAUUAGUAUAAUGGUAAUUGGAAUGGUUUCAGGCGAUGCCUAAGGCCUUUAAGAGCCUCAAGUAA
Messenger RNA from Bursaphelenchus xylophilus (pine wood nematode), 335 nucleotides. Lineage: Eukaryota; Metazoa; Nematoda; Chromadorea; Rhabditida; Aphelenchoididae. The record is from the annotation of a GenBank genome assembly.